AUGGGGAAAUCACCGUAUGAUUGGAUGAAUGGCUUGGGGGAGUGGGCUGAGUGGCUGGCAACUUUGAUCCAACCAGCACGGUCCCAUCCUGAAGUAAUCAUUGCCGCUGUUGCAGCAAGAGAUGGGAAGAAGGCACAAGCAUAUGCGAAGAAAUAUGGCAUCCCAAUUGUGCACAAAAGCUACGAUGGCAAGUACUACCUUUUCAUCGGCAAUCUCAUUAAUGAUCCCUCUAUCGAUUGCAUCUACAAUCCUCUCCCCAACGGAUUGCACUAUGAAUGGACCUUGAAAGCCCUCAAAGCUGGAAAACACGUCCUCUUAGAGAAGCCCGCAACCUCCAACGCCGAAGAAGCGCGGUCACUCUUCCACCAUCCUGUUCUCUCUUCUCCCAAUGCCCCAGUCCUGCUGGAAGCCCGACACUACCAAUUCCAUCCAGCAUGGCACGCAUUCCUUUCUCUCUUUGACCCCAAAGAUGUAGAAUCGGCAGAUGCGACAACAGCGCUGCCAGGCGGCAUGUUCUCUCACGACGACAUCCGUUUCAAAUACCACCUCGCCGGCGGCACACUGAUGGAUCUGGGCACAUACAACCUCAGCGCCCUACGCGCAAUAUUCGCCUCCGACCCAUCAUCUGUCACAUCCGCAAGCCCCCGCCUCAUGUCCCCUCCGCACGACAGCAAAUGCGACCUCGCUAUGCUCGCAACCUACGCCUUCCCCAACGGUGGCACAGCAACCCUCCUCGCUGACCUCGAUGCGCGCGUCACCAAAAGCAGCGGCACAUGGUGGUCCUGGCUCUUCGACACAUGGCCGAACUACACGGCAAAAGGCAUGCCACCAGUCUGCAGCGUCGUGCUGCGGCCCAAGCACGGCGUCGAGGAAAAUCUAAACAUAACCACGCAGAAAACUAUCACGAUGAGUAAUUUCAUGGGCCCGCAUAUCUGGCACAGAAUCGUCAUCGAGACGACGACGACGUAUCGCGAUGCGAAGGAUAAGGUUAUAAGGACGGAGAAGCAUACGGAGACUAAGAAGCAGUAUGUCUGGCCUGAGGGUAAGGGCCCAGGAGAGGACUGGUGGCCGACGUAUCGGUAUAUGAUGGAGGGGUUUGUGGAUAAGGUCAAGGGGAGGAAGAAUAGGGCGUGGGUCGAUGGCGAGGACUCAAUUAGACAGAUGGAGAGUAUUGACCAGACGUAUGAAAAAGCUGGCAUGGCUGUUAGGCCGACGAGCCAGAGUCUUGAAUGA
Molecule: messenger RNA, 1233 nt
Organism: Parastagonospora nodorum SN15
Lineage: Eukaryota; Fungi; Ascomycota; Dothideomycetes; Pleosporales; Phaeosphaeriaceae
Exons: 3
Coding region: 1-1233 (410 amino acids)
Molecular function (GO): nucleotide binding
Source: RefSeq, a predicted model, not a curated record